Molecule: messenger RNA, 850 nt
Organism: Macadamia integrifolia
Lineage: Eukaryota; Viridiplantae; Streptophyta; Magnoliopsida; Proteales; Proteaceae
Exons: 1
Coding region: 64-672 (202 amino acids)
Source: RefSeq, a predicted model, not a curated record
CAAGAGAGCAAGAGAGCAAGAGAGCGAGAGAGAGAGAGCAUCCAGUCUCCCAAAUCCCCUCCAAUGGCUUCGACUCCUCUUCCUCUCCUCAUAGCCUCCGUCUUCCUGAGCUUCGUCGCCAUUGGAGCCAACGCAAGGCCAGGCAUUCACUUCCACCCUUGCAAUACCAUUAUCAUCUCCUACACCAUAUCCUCCAUCAAAUCCCCACACUUAGAAAACCCUAGUGGCCGAAACCCCUCUGGUUUCUUAACCAUCUUCAGCGAAAUCAGGGAAUUCAACCCAAGAAUAAUCGAAUUCAUUGCUCAAGAUGAUCGCCCCGUUCUUCCCCUUCCGAUUCAAUAUUCCUACCGUGAAGAUGCCGUGAAGCCUGACGUCGAUCGUCCUCCAUACCCAUUUGGUUCUUUCGGUAUUACUUCCCUUCGUGAGCGAACCAAGGACAUUCUUAGCGUUGUAGCUUCUUUACUUUUUGGUGUCGGCUGUGGUGCUUUGACUUCUGCAACUAUGUACUUGGUUUGGUCUCUUAUCACCAAUAGGUUUGAAUUCAAUGAUUCUGACCGUGAAGGUGAAGAUGGUGAUGACAGUGAUUGUUUCUGCGACGAUGACAUGAAGAAGAUGGGAUACGUUAAGAUCCCUGACGACCCAGUUGCUGCUCCGGCCAAAGAAGUGGUAUGAGGGGUGGAUGAAUUAGUGUUUUAUGUGAGUUAAAUGUGAUGUGUAAAUAUUUCUAUUUGACCUUUCAUAUGUGCAAUUGUGGACUAUUAUUGUGGAGCUGUCUAUCUGUGGAUCUCUGACUACUCAUUAUGUGAUACUAUAUGUGAAUCUAAUGUGUUGAAUUGGCCACGUUCUUAUA